AUGGUAUUUGAAAAUCUAGUUGUCUAUCUACUGGAUAAAUAUUUGGGUGAUUAUAUCGAAAAUUUAGAUACAAAAAAACUUAAAAUUGAUUUAUGGAAUGGAAAUGUUGUUCUUGAAAAUUUGUAUCUAAAAUCCAAUGCAUUGGCGGAUUUAAAUCUUCCUGUUACUAUAUCAAUUGGAUAUUUACAAAAAUUAACACUUCAAGUUCCAUGGACAAAUUUAUAUACACAUCCAACAAAAGCAACAAUCGAUGGACUUUAUUUAUUAGUUGUACCAAAAACUGAAGUCGAAUAUGAUGCCCAAAGAGAUGCGAAAGAACAACAUGAAGCUAAAAUGAAAGAGGUUCGAAAAGUUGAAGAACUUCGAAAAGAAAAAGAAGCAGAAAAAAAUGCCAAAGGAAAUGAUAAAAAUAACGAUACUUUUGUUGAACGUAUGCAACUUCAAGUUAUUCGAAAUUUGGAAUUAUCAAUUCGAAAUAUUCAUAUUGUUUAUGAAGAUAAAUCAACUAAACCAAAUCAUCCAUUUUCAUUUGGAAUAACUCUUAAUUAUAUAUCACUUCAUACAACAACACCAGAUUGGGAACCAACUAUACUUAAAGAAGAUACACCAUUGAUUCAUAAACUUGGUGAAUUAAGUGCUUUAUCAAUUUAUUGGAAUACAAAUGCGAAAUCUCGAACAGAUUUAGCAAGAGAUGAUGCUAUCAAUAAUUUAAAAGAAAAAAUAGCUAUUGACAAUCAACAAGCACCAUCUGAUAUCUCAUACAUUCUUCGUCCACUUAAUGUCAAAGCACGACUUGUAUUAGCAAUGAAACCACGUGAAGAAGAUUUUAAACGACCUAUGUUUGACAUUAAAGUUGAUUUAGAUGAAAUUAGUCUUAAUAUGAAUCGUGAUCAAUAUUCGGAUUUACUUGAUCUUCUUGAAUUUCAAGAUUAUCUUAGUGUUCAAUCCAAAUAUAUAAAAUAUCAUGUGAAAAAAGAAUUAGUAGAAAAGAAAACAUUAAGAAAUUGGAAAUUUGCUUAUGAAGCAAUUGUUAAUGAAGAAAUUCGACCAAGAUUUGAUUGUUAUAAAUGGGAAAAUAUAAAAGCACAUUUAGAUCGUUGCAGAGAAUAUCGUACAUUACAUUAUCAAGAAUUAAUAGGAAAACUAACCCAUGAACAAAAAACUCGUGCAGAAGAAUUAGAAAAAAAACUUGACGUUUUUAAUUUAACAUAUAUUCGUCGAAGUGCAGAAAUUGAAGCAAGAAAAAAGAAAGAACAAGAACCUAAAACUUGGUGGGGAAGUGUAUCGAAUUGGUGGGGUGGAAGUAAAUCAACUGAUGAUCCAGAACUUGAUUUAGAAAAAGUCAUGUCACCAGAAGAGAAAAAUAAAUUAUAUGAAGCUAUUGGUUAUGCUGGUGAAGAUACUUCAACAUCAACUUAUCCAGAAGAAUAUGUUGAUAUUGAUUUAGCAAUUCGAUUAAACAUGCUUGAUGUUAAUAUUUGGUCUAAAAUUAACGAACAUGAUACUCAAUUUCGAGUUAUUGCUCGUGGUGUUAUACCUGAUACUAGUUUAAUAUUCAAACGACGACCAGCUACCGAUGCUCUUGCUAUAUAUGUUGAUUUGGGUUCAUUUCAAGUAUUUGGUAUUGCAACAAAUUCGAGUCAAUCCGAAUUAUUAAAUGAUAGUCGACCUGUACUUGUACGUCCAUCAGCAUUAUCAUCAACUAAUCAACAAAAAUUCUUACAAGUAGAAUUUGAAACAAAUCCAUUAGAUAAAAAAUCGGAUUAUCGUGUUAAAGUUGUUUCACAAUCAUUAGAAAUAAAAUAUAAUGCUCCAACAAUUAAUAAAUUAGCAGAAUGUUUUGAACCUGAUGCUGAUCGAAAUUUACAAGGUGUUAAACAAGUCGCAUAUUCAACUUAUACAGAUGUUAAACAUCGUUCAUUUAUAUUAAUGAAACAUAAUAUCGAAAAAAUCAAAGUUUUAGAUAUUUAUAUUGAUAUUCAAUCAUCUUAUCUUCUUUUACCGGAGAAUGGAGUUUAUCAAGAUGGUGUUGCAGCUAUUUGUAUGGAUUUAGGUCAUUUAACAUUAAAACGUGGUACAAAUCAAGAAAAUCAUUAUGAAGAAUCUCAUGCACCCACAAAUAUUGAAGGUGUUCGAGAGUUAUCAUAUACACAAUUUAAAUUAAAACUUACAGAUAUUCAAUUAAUUUAUGCUAAUCGAAAUGAAAGUUGGGAAAAUGCUCGAAAAGAAAAAAAUACUCGUUUACAUUUAAUUAAACCAAUGGAACUUGAAAUGGAUGUUGAUAAAUGUAUUUAUCAUGAUGAUGCUGUUUUACCUGCAUGGAAAAUGGCUGGAAAUAUUCCAGGUGUAGAAUUACGUUUAUCAGAUAAACGUCUUUUUCAUAUUAUUAAUCAUAUUCAAUCUAUUCCUUUUCCGGAAUCGAAACAUCCAAUUAGUGAAAUACCAACACUUGAAGCAGAAGCAACAACUGCACAAUCAUUACUUAGUAAUCCUGAGCAAACAUAUGAAACAGUUGAAGGAAUGACACCAGUUAAAAAAACUUUAGAAAAAGUCGAAGGUAGUGAAAAUAACGACGAAAAUUCUGAAGAAGAAACUCCCAAACAAGCACUUACAACAAAGAAAAGUGAUUUCGAAGGACAAUUAACACAAUUAGAAGCAACAUUUACUCUUGAUAAAAUUAUUUUACAUAUUGAUGAAGCAUUAAAUAGUUCAAAUGAUGAUGAUGAAGGUGAACCAUUUCUUCAAAUCAAACUUGAAUCUAUUCUUGCUAAAACAAAAAUAAAAACAUUUGAUAUGGAAUUUGAUGCAUCAUUAGGUGAUUUAAUUGUUUAUCAUGAACAAUUUGUUGGUAAAGAUAAUCAACAAUUACGUUUAUUAUCAGCAGAAUUAAAUAGAAAUGAAAUUCAUGAAAAUAAAAAAUUAGUUAGUGUCAAUUUUCUUCAUACAUCACCAGAUAAUCCGUUAUUUUCAUCAUCAAUGUAUAAUGGAAUUGAAAAUAAAGCUCAUGUUCAUUUUACAAAACUUGUUGUGAUUUUACAAUUAGAAGCACUCUUAUCAAUAUUAAGAUUUCAAGAUGCUUUAAUGAAAAAAUUACCUAAAGAUACACCUGAAAUUGAUAUGAAAAAGAAAGCUGAAGAAGAAGAAGAAGCAAAAAAACAACAAUUAAAAGUACCUGAUGAUAAUAAAACAAUAGGAAGAUCUGUAUCAACUACAGGAAAAGUAGUUAAAAAGAAUGAUGUUCCAGUAACACCAACAUUGAAAAUUGAAGCUGAUUUAGAAGAAUUUCGAAUAAUAAUUGCAUCGAAAAUAACUCAAUUAUUUGAUAUACAAGUUCAAGGUGUCAAAGCGGAUGUAUCACAGGCACCAGAAAAGACAUUAAUUAAUUUAAUUCUAUCAGAUCUACGUGUUUUUGAUCCAUAUGAAGGUGCACGAUAUCGAAAAAUUAUUUCUCAACAAGGUGAUGAUAAAGAAUUACUUCGUGUUGAUUUAUGUUUAUUUAAUUAUCCUGAUGAAUAUGUAAAACCUCUUGAUAUCGUCGAUUGUGAUGUUAAAGUUCAAUUUGCAAAAGCAAAUAUUGUGUUUCUUUUCAAACAUAUCGACGCUAUUUUGAAUUUUCUUGAUUCAUUAAAUAUAACCAAAGCUGCACUAGAUUUAGCAUCAACACAAGCCGAUGCUGCUUAUGAACAAGUACAAAAAUUACAAGAACAAGCAUUUAAAGUUCAUCUUGAUAUAACAUUUAAUGCUCCAAAUAUAAUUAUUCCAACAAAUUCAUAUUCUGAUGAAGCUUUACUAUUUGAUUUGGGUAAAUUAACAUUACUAACACGUUUUUACGAUGAUCCAAAACGUUCACUUGUUGAACAACAAAAUGUUCGAUUAGAAAAUGUUCUUGCUAGUCGUGUUAAACUUAAUCAUGAUAAUAAUAUUCUUGGUGAAAUUAUUUUACUUGAAUGUGCCGAAUUAAAUACAUUAAUUAAUCGUUUACUUUAUCCUGAAAAAGUUAAAAAUGAACCUGGAGUUUCAAUUAAAGUUGAAUGGGAUUUAGUUCAUUUUCGAUUAGCUAAAGGUGAUUAUUCAUGUGUUAUGAAAGUCUUAAUGGAAAAUUUUACGGAAAAUAUUCGUGAUCAAAUACCUGAAACUGCACAACUUGAACAAUAUCAUUAUAGACAGGAAGAACAAGAAAAAGAAGAAGAAGCUUUAAGAAAUGCUGUAAUUAAAAGACAACAAGACGCUCAUGGUGGUGAAGUUUUACAAACAGUUAAAAUUCGAGCAGAAAUUAAGAAACUAGCAUUGACACUUUACUUGGGAGAAUCAAAUUUGACUGUUCGUCGGGCACCGCGUGAUGAAUCUUACAAAUUAGCUAAUGUCCAAAUAGAAUUAUUAGAAGCAUUAUUUCGUCAACAAACUGAUUCAAGUUAUAAAGCAAUGGUACGUGUUAAAAAUUUUCUAGUUGAUGAUUUACGUGAAACAAAUAAAGCAACAAGUGUAACACGUAUGAUGGAUAGACAUUUUACAGUUGAUCCAAAUGCUCAAAUGGUUAUUGCAUCAUUUGAAUUUAAACCAAAAUCUCCAACAAAUUCAAUGGCACUUCGACAAUUGAGUGCUCAACUGGAAAGUCUUUAUAUAUGUAUCAGUUUGGAUUAUUUAAUGACAUUACAAGAUUUUUUUAUAUCUGGUUUACCAACUGGUAAUACUGAAAUAAGAUCUCGUACAUCAACAAUGACAUCUGAAAAAGAAAUUUCAACUAAAACUGAUAAUGAUAAUAAUCGAUUGAAAGUAGACCCAAAACCAAGUCGACCUUCAAUUACAGCACAAAAACUUCCAACACCAUCAUCAAAACCUUCUACACCUCAACCACCAACUCCAUCCAAUGCUGAUCCAGAGAUCGAAACACGAAUUGAUGUGAUUGUAAAAAAUCCGGAAAUUAUUCUACUUGAAGAUCAACAUAAUUCAAAUUCGAAUUGUCUCGUACUGGACUUAGCUUUACAAAUGCGUAUGAUUAGUGUUGGUGAAGAUUCAAAAUUAUAUAUAUGGUUAAAAGAUCUAACAGUUUAUAGUUCAAAUUUUGCAGAAUUAAGAGAUUCAAAAAAUGCUGGUUCGAAAAUAAAAUAUCGCAUUUUACAACCAGCUAAAGCUGAUGUUAUUAUAAUUAUGGAUAAGGAACAACAAAAAAUUGAUGUACGAAUAUCCGAUAUUAUUGUUAGUAUUGCACCAGCAGCAGUUAAAACAUUAAUUGGUGUUACAAGUUCAUUAGGAACACUUAAAACAGAUGUUGCAGAAGAAAAAGAAAAGGUUAAUUCAAAAUCAUUAUUUACUCCAAAAAUAUUUAAAGAUUCAGGUCUUUGGUAUAUAAAAGAAUAUGAAGAAAAACAAGCUAAACUUGAAUCAACUGAUAUAUUAGAAACGGUUACAGGUACACCAUCAAUUCAAAAAGCUGUUAAAGAAGAAGAAGAUAAAAUGAUUGAAAAAGAAGAAAAAAUUGAAACACAAACUCUUUUAAUACAACAGUUAAUUUUAACAUUAGAGACAAUUCAAAUUAAAUUGGAAGUUGGUUUAGGUUCAGUAACAAAAUCUGUUGUUGCAAUGUGUUUAUCAAAUUUAACAGCUGAUGUUAAAAAUUGGACAACAGAUUUAAGUCUUUCGUCAACUGUUAAUAUUGAAGCUGCAUUAUUUAAUGAACGUAUGCUUGCUUGGGAACCACUCAUUGAACCAACAAUUGAUGCAAGUGGAUCCGUUCUUUCACCUUGGUGUAUCACAUGUUCAAUUGUACCUGUAUUACCAUUAACUGAAAAAAGUGGAUCGGCAGUAUCAAAUGAACAAGAACGAAAAGAAGGUGUACCAUCAUCAACUUCGAAACAAAUUGUAUUCAUACGUGCCGAUCAAUUACUUAAUUUAACAAUAACAAAAACAGGUCUUGAUUUAGUUCAACGUUUAUCAGCUUUAUUCAAUGAUGUUUAUAAUAAACGAUUACCAUUUACUGAAGAUAAUGAUCAACCAAUGUUAUCAUUAUUUAAUGGAACUGGAAAAGAAAUAUUCAUUGAUAAUUUAGAUGGUCUUGAAUUUGCUGAAAAUAUGACACUAACAUCAAAAGCUUUAAAACCAAAUGGUUUCGUUCCAUUGGUUGUAGCAAAUGAUCGUCAAUCAGCAGCGAGACUUUCUGUUAUUGAAGAACAAGAUUUUAAACGACGACAAGAAUUUGGCGUUAAAAUUGGAGAUGUUGUUAAAACUGUAACUAUCAAUCGAACAUGGAAACGUGUUUAUGAAUUAGGUCCAUCACCAAAUCCAAAUUGGCCAGUUCAAAUGCUUUGUGAUACACAAGUACGAAAUGAUCGUCGAUGUGUUAUUCUUAGUUCAAUUGUUAAAGUUUAUAAUAAUACAACAAUGCCAUUGAUUAUUUUAAAUAUUGAUUCAGUUGAUCCAAAAAAAUAUCAUCGAAUGGCAAAAAUUGAUAUUAAUGAUGAAUAUUAUGUACCAAUUGAAUUACUUUAUACACAUUCAAGUUCACCAAUAUUUAUUUCUACUGAUGAAAAUGAACAUAAUGGUGAAAUUUAUGAUUUUUUCUCGUUUGAUUGGGAAAAAGAAUUUUUAUCGGAAAGAAAAUUAAAAUUAAAAACUGGAAAGGAAGCAAAUUUUAUUGUUUUUAAAGAAGUAACAAAUGCUUAUUCAGAAAAUACCGAUCAACUUGAUCAUGCAAGCUUUAGUCUUUAUAUUCAUCCAGCUCUUCAUUUAACUAAUCUUUUACCAGUCGAUAUUCAAUGUUCAAUUGAUAAUGCCGAACAAAUUGAUUUAAAACCAAGUGAAUUAACUCUCAUUACAUCUGGCAAUAAACAAUCUAUAUUAAGAUUUAUUAUUCCAUCAUAUAAUAAUAUAAAAUGGACAUCUGAUCCAGUUGAUUUAAAUGUUGAAGGAAAAGGUGAUCAUAACGAGCAUCUUGUCAUACUUCAUAAUUCUAAUAAUCCUCAACAAAUAUUAAAAAUGGUAUUACGUGUUGAUACAUUCCAUGAAUCAUAUCGUUUACUAUUCUAUUCACCAUUUUGGAUUCUUAAUCGUACUGAAUUACAACUUGAAUUUCAAAUUGAAAAUAAUCGUGCAUUUAUUGAAGUUGCUCAAACACCAUUUUUAGUUUGUCCAGAUAAAUUUGGAAGUGAUGCAAACAAAAAAGGACAACUUCGUCUUUAUAGUACCGAACAAGGAGAUAAUGCAACAAAUUGGUCUGAAAAAUUUUCACUUGAUGUUAUUAAAAGUACUGGUAUGGCAUCAUGCAAAGUUCCAAAUGAUCGAACUUAUAUGGUUUGUGUGGAUAUUGUAACAUGUUCAUUUGGUUUAACUAAAAUUGUUACACUAUCACCAUCAGUCGUUAUUAUUAAUAAAUCUACAAUGGAAAUUGAAGUAGUUGAAACAGUAUCAGACAAAGAACAAGAUAAAUGGGGACCGCUUAAUCCUGAGCAAAUAAUUCCAUUUUGGCCACAUAAUAUCAAAGAAGGUGUAAUGCGUGUUCGUUAUACACAUAAUCGUGUUUCAUCAAGUCCAUUUAUGAUGAAUCAAAAACAUCGAACACUUUUACGUAUGGAUGAUGAAGAACGUCCAGCAAUAUAUGUUGAAGUCACAGCAACUGAUUUCGAUGGUGUUCGAGUUAUUUUUGGUGAUUAUAAAAUUGGUGAUGCACCACUUCUUCUUGUCAAUUGUUUGAAAAAAGAUCCAAUAUCAUUUUGUCAAGUUGAUGAUGUGCGUGCACAAGUAUUACCACCAUUGAAUUAUGUUUAUUAUACAUGGUCAGAUCCAUUGAAACCAAGAGAGUUAGUUAUCUCAUGUGGCUCAAAGAAAAAAACUGUGGAAUUAACUCCUCAAUGUGGUUUUCUUGGACAAGAUGGUGAUCAUAAUGUUAGCUAUACAACAUUCGUUGAUGGUGUUCAAACUGUAUUACUUUUUUCGGAUGAUACCAAAGUCAUCGAAGCUGCUUCUGGAAUGCCAUCAUUAGCAGAAUCAAUGGGUCAACGUGUUCAAAUUGGUAUUCAUGAUAUUGGUUUAUCAAUUGUAAAUGAUGUAACACGAGAAGAAAUGCUAUAUAUAAGUUUAAAUAAAUCUAAAGUUGUUUGGACAGAAACAAGAAAAUCACGUGUUCGACCAUUAUCACAUGAUAUAAAUAUACAUUUAGAAGAACUCUAUCGAACUCAUCUUGAACAACGUGAAGCUAAUCCAGAUGAUAAAGAACUUUUGAAAAAAAAAUAUCAUAUGGAACAAUUUCGUGAAAUAUCAUUUCAUGGUGAUACAGCAGAAUUAGUGAAUUCGAAAGGUCAAAGAAAAGUAGCUAAACGACAAGCAUUAGAUGGUCUUUGGAUUGAAUAUGCAUGGUCAGUUACAAAUGCUGCAUUACAUAUAAAAAUAAAUCGUGUACAAAUUGAUAAUCAACUUGAUUAUACAAUGUUUCCUGUUGUUCUUUAUCCAAUAAUAUCAAAAGCAACAGGAACGGAUCUUGCGGAAAAAUCAUUCAUUGAAUUAAGUGUUUAUGAAUCGAAAACAAGUCGAUCAAAUGUUAUGCAAUUUAAAUAUUUUAAAUUACUUAUUCAAGAAUUUGCGGUUAAAAUUGAUCAAGGUUUAAUUGUUGCUAUCUUAGCAUUUUUACGUGAAGAAAAAAGUGCAACAGCACCAACAAUAAAUAUGGAUACGGAUUUAGAACAAAUACAAAAACCACUUGAUGCUAUUAUUAAAGCAUUAACUGAUAGUCCAACAGGCGAAACAGAAAUGUAUUUUGAUAAUAUACAUUUAUCACCACUCAAAAUCCAUGUUAGUUUUUCAAUGCAUGGAUCAAAAGCAAGUCAAGAAUUAUUAGCUGAAUAUCCAUUAGUUGCAUUUUUAUUACAAACAUUAAAUGUUGCAGAAGUACAAGAUGUUAUUUUACGUUUGGGUUUUUAUGAACGAACACAUGAUCGAUAUACGAUAACAAAAUUAUCGAAUGAAGUUUCAUCUCAUUAUCAAAAUCAGUUUAUGAAACAACUUCAUGUACUUGUUCUUGGUCUUGAUGUACUUGGUAAUCCAUUUGGUGUUAUUCGUGGUCUUGCUGAAGGUGUUGAAUCAUUUUUUUAUGAACCAUAUAAAGGUGCAAUAGAAGGUCCAAUGGAAUUUGCUGAAGGUGUAGCAACAGGUGUUCGAACGUUAGUUGGCUCAGCUGUUGGUGGUGCAGCUGGUGCAUUUUCAAAAAUAACUGGUGUACUUGGAAAAGGUUUAGCGACAUUAACAUUUGAUGAAGAUUAUAAAAUUUCACGUAUAAGACGAAAAGAACCAGCAACUCAUGCAACUACUGAUAUUGCUGUAGGAGGAAAAAAUGUUGUUAUGGGUUUUGUUGAUGGUGUAACUGGUGUUGUUACAAAACCAGUUUCAGGUGCUAAAGAAGGUGGUGCAUCAGGAUUUGUUAAAGGUUUAGGAAAAGGUUUUAUUGGUCUUGUUACAAGACCAACAGGUGGAAUUGUUGAUUUUGCAAGUACUUCAUUAGAUCUAAUAAAACGAACUGCUCAACAAGAAGAAGUUGUACGUCGUGUUCGUUAUCCACGUCAUGUUGGUCGUGAUGGUCUUGUUCGACCAUAUAUUUCUCAUGAAGCAAUGGGAUUUUUUAUUUUAAAUAAACUAGAAGAUGGAAAAUAUGCCAAAAUAGAUACAUAUGUUGCACAUAUAACUUGUUCAGACAAUCCACCAUCUUGGUUAUUGGCUACGUCAAAACGUUUGUUAUUUAUAACUGAAAUAUCGUUUCUUGGUCUGUAUGAAAUUGAUUGGAGAAUUGAAUAUGAAGAUUUAAAAGAAGAACCAGUUGUGAAACCUAAUUUAAAUCAAAUACAAAUUCUUACAAAAGAGUCAAAGAAAACUGGAACAUUAAGAUCAACUCGUUCAUUUGGUAAAAUGGUUAAAUAUCGAAAUAUAUCUGAAGCUCGAUACAUUGUUGAUAAAAUUACUAACGCAAUGCAUACUGUUGGUCUAUAA
This is a messenger RNA of Adineta steineri, 9969 nucleotides long. Lineage: Eukaryota; Metazoa; Rotifera; Eurotatoria; Adinetida; Adinetidae. The record is from the annotation of a GenBank genome assembly.